Molecule: messenger RNA, 873 nt
Organism: Podarcis raffonei (Aeolian wall lizard)
Lineage: Eukaryota; Metazoa; Chordata; Lepidosauria; Squamata; Lacertidae
Product: phospholipase A2 inhibitor and Ly6/PLAUR domain-containing protein-like
Exons: 6
Coding region: 1-669 (222 amino acids)
Source: RefSeq, a predicted model, not a curated record
AUGACGACUUUCCUGAGUACUUGUCUCCUCUUGGUCAUCCUUUGCCCAGGUUUGGAUGCCUUGGAAGUAAGUACUGGUUUUGCUUCGCAGGAAGUGCCAGAGGUGGAAGGCACACAGGAGGUGGUCAUGGCAAAAGGGGAACUGCAAUGUGCAAUAACCCAAUUGAAAAGCUGUAAUAUCAAAAUAGGAGAAGGAGGAAGUUGCUUUUAUCAGCGUACUGAAACCAAUUUAAAUGGCUCUAAUGAGAUCGACACGAAUAAGGGUUGUUCUAAAGAUUGCAUCUCAGCAAAAUACUCCUUCUCUUCAGUAGAAAGAAAAUUCAUCCAGCGUAUCCACGAUUGCUGUAAAAUACUUUUGUGCAACAUGAAAGUACUUGGCAUGCCAGCGAGGAUGUUGAAUGGGCUGGUGUGCCCAAACCUUGGUGUAGCUGAAUCAGAAGUCUCUGAGGGUUCAAAUUUCAUUGAGUGUCACAACGAGGAGACUCGGUGCAUUGAAUUUGUUCUUGUUCAUGACAACAGUGAAGUUCCUGAUAAGGUCGUCAAAGGCUGUGCAACACCAAAUUUUUGUAAAUUGGCCAAGACAUCAGCACUUAACAAGUACUUUUCAGGCAUGAUAACACUAGCACGAUGCGGUGAAACUGUGGUUUCACCAAAGCAACUCAGCUUUUAAGCAUAGUUAGGAGAGAGCAAUGUCUUCUUCCUUUUGGAUUCCACUAUUUUCUGCAACAGUGGAAGUGGUGGUUGCUUCUCUGAACAUGGGAGUCCAGAGCAACUGGUAUUCACAGGACUCCUGAGGCUUCUAUUUGGUGAAUGGGAUGCAGGGAAUAGAAAACUAAAGUAGAAAUGUGGGGCUUUGGCUCAUGAAAACAUGGGA